UCUGGAAGUGGUAAUUUGUUGGGUACUUAUACGAAUUUCAGAGUAAAUAUUCAAUUAAAGUUCCUAUUUGUGGUCCAUUGGAUGCAAUGUAAGUGGUGUUGAGUAUGUGUUUGGAAUCGUUGGAAUCCCGGUCAUUGAGCUUGCUAUGGCCAUGCAAAAAGAAGGCAUCAAGUAUAUUGGAAUGAGGAAUGAACAAGCUGCUUCUUAUGCUGCCUCAGCCAUUGGCUAUAUGACUGGCAAACCCGCAGGAUGCCUAGUUGUGUCAGGACCAGGCCUUGUUCAUGCAUUUGCUGGAAUGUCCAACGCCAUGGAAAACUGCUGGCCGAUGAUAGUGAUAGGUGGGUCCUCUGAGAGGGAACAGGACAAGAUGGGUGCAUUCCAAGAGUACCCUCAGGUGGAGUGUUCGCGACUAUACAGCAAGUUUUCAUGCCAACCGUCCAGUAUUGCCAGAAUUCCAUUUUAUGUUGAAAAGGCUUACAGAAACAGCAUAUAUGGUAGACCAGGGCCAGUAUACAUUGACAUUCCUGGGAACAUGGUUAUGGCUCAAGUGCCAGAGAAGACUGUACGUUAUGUCCCACAAUGUCCACCACCACCGAGGAUGUGUGCUGCAGGCGCUGAUGUGAAGAGAGCAAUAGAUUUGUUGUCAACUGCAAAAAGUCCUCUUGUCAUUGUAGGGAAAGGAGCUGCGUAUGGACAAUGUGAAGCAGAGUUAAAGACCCUUGUUGAAGGGUGUAAGCUCCCUUUUCUUCCUACACCAAUGGGAAAAGGAACCCUGCCAGAUGAACAUCCAUUGUGUGUGGCUCCGGCCAGGUCAAAGGCUCUACAGGAUGCAGAUGUGGUGUUACUUCUAGGGGCCAGGCUCAACUGGAUCCUGCAUUUUGGGGCUCCCCCUAGGUUUAGACCAGAUGUCAAGAUCAUACAGAUUGACAUUUGCCCAGAAGAGAUAGGAAACAAUGUUCCCCCCGCAGUGGGUCUAGUCGGCGAUCUGAAAUCCGUUCUUGGACAGUUUAACGAGGAAUUAUCUAAGCGCUCCCCGAAAUUUGUGUUCAGUUCAAGCUCUAAUUGGUGGAAAACUCUGAACGAGAAACUUGAGAAGAAUAGGAUCAGUGUGCAGAACAACUCCGAGGACAAAACUGUGCCGCUCAACUACUAUGCUGCAUUUGAUGAGGUGAACAAAAUAAUACCGAGGGAUGCUAUAGUCAUCAGUGAAGGAGCCAACACAAUGGACAUCAGUAGAACCUGUAUACCCAAUUCACUCCCCAGGCACAGGCUGGAUGCUGGCACAUUCGGUACCAUGGGUGUGGGAGUGGGGUUUGCCAUCGCGGCUGCCGUGUACUGUAGGGACUAUGCUCCAAACAAACGGGUGAUUUGUAUCCAAGGAGACAGCGCAUUCGGGUUCUCUGGAUUUGAGGUGGAAACAGUGUGCAGGUACCGAUUGCCAAUCGUUUUCAUCAUCAUCAACAACAACGGCAUCAGUAAGAGCUUUGGUGAAGAGGUCUUCAACAGUCUGGAAGAAACUGACAGGCUUCUGAGUCAUCCGCCUACAGUUUUAUCACCCAAUGCCCGGUAUGAAAAAGUGCUAGAGGCAUUUGGAGGCAACGGUUACUUUGUGAACACCCCGGAAGAAAUUCAGAAAGCGUUGAAAGAAUCCAUGGCCAACAAGAAACAAGCUUCCAUGGUUAACAUCAUGAUAAGCACAAUGGCUGAUAGAAGGCAGCAGGCAUUUUCCUGGCUCGAUUCUGUGCAGCCAAGCAAGAUGUAAGCUGGCUGUCAAUACAAACCAUUCUGUGAUUCUAUGGAGUUGGUUUUGUUUAAGUUUUAAAGUGAACUCAUGCACGGAUACGAACACAAGAUCCAACUUGCAUGUAGACAUGUUUAUACCUGUGAUUACCUAUUGUGACUUUGCUGACAUUCACUCCAAUAUGACUGGUUUCAUGGACAGGGUUAAUUCACCAAGGGGGAAACGUAAAAUAGUUAUUGAUAGAACUUCUAUAUGUAUGUUUACAUAUGUCUUUAUUUCUUUGCGUAAUGUACCUACAUACAGUAAAUAUUGUUGAAACUUGAAACUUGAAACUUGUUUAAACCAAUUAUACACAGAACUUAUUUCUCGUGCACGAUUUUUGAUGCAAUAUACAUUUUGUACAUGUAAAUGCUUUGAGAAGAAGAAUGUGUGCAUUUUUGGUGUUACCAAAUUUGACAUCUUUAUACCAGGAUGUAUUCGUGUCAUUAGAACAUUUUGGGUAAUUAUUUAGUUUUGUAUAACAUUUAUUUUGUCAGUAAUAUCAGUUUAUGAUUUAAUGAUGAAGAACAAAAAUGAUUACUUCUACUUUUAGUUCCAUUAUUAAUGUAUAGUAUUUACAAUGGAUGAAGCCAACAUAGGUCGGCGAUGGUGGAACACAUAUUUUGUGUAUAAUUAUAUAUAUGUAUAUUAAGAUUGUGGACUCUCUCAGAAUAGAUAAAUUAUUAUGAAAUGUGACAAUAACAAUUAUCGAGCACCUUCCUGCACUUGUUUGGGGAGCUUUGAUAAUUCGCGAUUUCAUUUAUUAAACCUGAAAGGAUU
Molecule: messenger RNA, 2560 nt
Organism: Mya arenaria
Lineage: Eukaryota; Metazoa; Mollusca; Bivalvia; Myida; Myidae
Product: 2-hydroxyacyl-CoA lyase 1-like
Exons: 15
Coding region: 146-1762 (538 amino acids)
Biological process (GO): fatty acid alpha-oxidation
Cellular component (GO): peroxisome
Molecular function (GO): thiamine pyrophosphate binding; magnesium ion binding; catalytic activity
Source: RefSeq, a predicted model, not a curated record